Messenger RNA from Coccidioides posadasii C735 delta SOWgp, 1425 nucleotides. It is a transcript of the gene RRP3, whose product is annotated as ribosomal RNA processing protein. The record is from RefSeq and is a predicted model, not a curated record. Lineage: Eukaryota; Fungi; Ascomycota; Eurotiomycetes; Onygenales; Onygenaceae. Gene Ontology annotation, molecular function: RNA helicase activity; nucleic acid binding; ATP binding.
AUGCCGUCCAUGAAAAGGAGAAAGCUGUCGCACACCCCUCCGCAGGGCGAGGCAGAAGAUGGCUUCUCAGAUUCAGAGACAUCGCCGGCUUCUCUGGAGGAAACCCCCGGCAAUGACGAGAAAAUUGAGGCUACGACCACAAAGUCAUUCAAGGAUCUCGGGAUCAUUGAUUCUCUAUGCGAGGCAUGCGAUUCGCUAGGUUAUAAGGCUCCAACCCAAAUCCAGGCUGAGUCGAUUCCUCUUGCAUUGCAAGGGCGUGAUUUAAUCGGUUUAGCGGAAACCGGGAGCGGGAAAACGGCCGCAUUUGCUCUGCCAAUCUUACAAGCUCUUAUGGACAAACCGCAAUCGAUGUUUGGCUUGGUCCUAGCUCCAACUCGCGAGCUCGCUUACCAGAUAUCCCAGCAAUUUGAAGCGCUUGGUUCCCUUAUUUCCGUCCGUUGCGCCGUGAUAGUCGGAGGAAUGGAUAUGGUGUCCCAAGCUAUCGCCCUUGGAAAGAAACCUCACAUCAUUGUUGCGACUCCGGGACGUCUAUUGGACCACUUGGAAAACACAAAGGGCUUUUCACUCCGCAGCCUGAAAUACCUUGUUAUGGACGAGGCUGAUCGACUUCUGGACCUUGACUUUGGCCCAAUCCUCGAUAAGAUCCUAAAAGUGCUCCCAAAGGAGCGCCGCACAUAUCUCUUCUCAGCAACAAUGAGUUCAAAAGUUGAAUCCCUCCAGCGCGCGUCCCUCUCAAAUCCGCUCCGAGUCUCCGUUUCGUCCAAUAAAUAUCAAACCGUCUCAACCCUCCUCCAGAACUGCCUCAUUAUACCUCACAAACACAAGGAUAUUUACCUUAUAUACCUUCUCAACGAAUUUCCCGGCCAGUCGGUCAUCAUCUUCACCCGUACAGUUAAUGAAACCCAGCGUCUCGCCAUCUUACUCCGUGCCCUCGGGUUUGGCGCAAUACCCCUCCAUGGCCAACUCUCACAAUCAGCCCGCCUAGGUGCACUAGGCAAAUUCCGUUCCCGCAGUCGAAAUAUCCUCGUGGCCACUGACGUUGCCGCCCGAGGUCUUGAUAUUCCAUCUGUGGAUUUAGUUCUUAACUACGAUCUACCUUCUGAUAGCAAAACGUACAUCCACCGUGUGGGGCGUACGGCACGUGCAGGCAAAAGUGGACGUGCAUUUAGCCUUGUAACGCAAUACGACGUUGAAAUAUGGCAACGCAUCGAAGCUGCACUAGGCAAAGAAUUGGACGAAUAUAAAGUGGAGAAGGAAGAAGUGAUGGUGUUAAGUGAUAGAGUAGGCGAGGCCCAGCGUCAUGCAAUUACGGAGAUGAAAGAAUUACAUGAGAAUAGAGGUAAAAAGGGUGCCACUUUAAGGAAUAGGAGGAUAGGGAAGGGUGCAAAGAGGAGUCGGGAUGAGAUGGAUCGUGAGGAAGGAUGA